Molecule: messenger RNA, 1155 nt
Organism: Trifolium pratense (red clover)
Lineage: Eukaryota; Viridiplantae; Streptophyta; Magnoliopsida; Fabales; Fabaceae
Product: EEF1A lysine methyltransferase 4
Exons: 8
Coding region: 142-882 (246 amino acids)
Molecular function (GO): S-adenosylmethionine-dependent methyltransferase activity
Source: RefSeq, a predicted model, not a curated record
CCUAAGCCCAAACAAAACUCAACCUCACUCACACAAUUUUUGUCAACAAACACAAAACAAAAUCCUUUCUUCUUGUCUUAGUCUUGUCUGUCACACAACACAACCCAGUGCCGCCAUUUUUGUUCAACUUCGCCGGAAAACAUGUACAGAGAUGUGUCAAGUUGCAACACUUAUGAUUAUGGUGAUGCUCAUUAUUGGGAUGCUCGUUAUAUCCAAGAGGGUGGUUCUUUUGAUUGGUAUCAACGUUACUCUGAUCUUAAACCCUUUCUUCGUCAUUAUAUUCCUCUUUCUUCUAGAAUCCUUAUGGUUGGUUGUGGCAAUGCUGUUAUAUCAGAGGAUAUGGUCAAAGAUGGUUACGAGGAAAUCAUUAACAUUGAUAUUUCAUCGGUUGCCAUUGACAUGAUGAGAAGAAAAUAUGAGUGCAUCCCUCAGCUACAAUAUAUGCAGAUGGAUGUCAGGGAUAUGAGCUUCUUUCCGGAUGAAACUUUUGAUGGUGUAAUCGAUAAAGGAACUCUUGAUUCAUUAAUGUGUGGUACUGAUGCUCAAUUAAGUGCUUCUCAGAUGCUUGCAGAAGUGUGUAGACUUCUAAAACCUGGAGGGACUUAUAUGUUGAUUACAUAUGGCGAUCCAAAAGUAAGAAUGCCUUACCUAAGCAAAUCCGUGUACAAUUGGAAAAUUACAUUGUAUAAUAUCCCAAGACCGGGAUUUCAUAAGCCUGAAUGUAGUACUUCAUCGAAGAAAUCAUUAUUGGAACCUAUUCCUCUUACCGAAAACGGCUUACUUCCAGCAGAUUGGGUUCUGGAAGAUCCAGAUUCUCACUUUAUAUAUGUUUGUAGAAAGAUAAUUGACACAAACGGAGACAUAUACUCGCAUACCAAUUAAAAACCGAUGUUUUAUAGCGCUUACCUGCAUCGAAGCACUGAUGAAGGCGGUGUUUGUUCUCCUCACAAAAGUUGAUGCACAAUGAGUUAUUGGCUCUUGUUGAAUGUACUUGGUUACCCUUGUCAUUGGGAUGUUUUUAAUAGCAUUAUUUAUUUAUUUAUUUAUUUAUUUAUUUAUUAUCAUAAACUAGAGUAGUGAGGUUUGGUUUUGUGGUGAUGAUUGAUAUUAUUUAAAAUCAUUUGAAGAUAUAUCAGACAAAUUCAAUUAUUAACA